This is a messenger RNA of Fusarium keratoplasticum, 780 nucleotides long. RefSeq lists its product as uncharacterized. Lineage: Eukaryota; Fungi; Ascomycota; Sordariomycetes; Hypocreales; Nectriaceae. The transcript is spliced from 2 exons. The record is from RefSeq and is a predicted model, not a curated record. The coding region runs from base 1 to 780 and encodes 259 amino acids.
AUGGCGACUCAACCAGACCACGCCGGCUUGGAGGUUGAUCCCGAUGCGACGGCACCCGAGCUUGUUCCUCAAUACGAUCCUUACGACCAAACCAAGGGCUAUGGAGCAGCAGCACAGGAUCAUCCCUAUCCCUAUCCAGGCCAGCCGGAGCAAAAGCCAAAGGGGCCCUUUGGCACAACCUUCUUGACGUUUGGUAUCUUGGUGGCCGCAAUCACGGCCAUCAUUGUCGGAGGUGCUCUGGGUGGCGGCCUAGGUGCAGCACUAGCCAACUGCCAAAACUCUGAAUCUUCUGUCGAAGCUCUCACCCAAACAUCUGCCUGCCCGACACCAACAGCUGACGCGGCGGCCACCGAGACCAAUAACAACGGCACCUACCUCCCCAAACUCUACAACGAUGUCAAGAACCUCACGAUCGACUGCGACAGCAAGGGCUUCAAAAAGUACUUUACCACCCCUGGAGGCUCCAGGUUCAAGUGGUACUGCGGAGUGGACGCCAGGAAAUCAAAGACAAAUAGCAUCAGAGACAUCGGCGUGGUCAUUGCCUACACCAUCGAGGACUGCGCUUCGGCGUGCGCUCAGAUGAGGAACGCUCCCACAGGUGCUGGCGAGGACCCUGUGGGUUACCCUUGCAAAGCCGUGGUGUUCGACCGGGGAAUGGCAAAUGCGGUGGAAAAGUACAAUGGUAACUGCUGGCUCAAGUCGGACAAGAAAGCUGAUGAGAAUGAUGUGAGAUGGGUCUACAAUCAACCUCAUCUGUCGUACGCCGAGAUGACAACAUAA